AGCUGACCGCUUUGUUUUGCAGGUCAGAAACACAACACUGAGAGGAGAACAAACAGUACACGGUGUGCUGGGCUUUUAUACACACACAAACUGCGUCGGGAACAAAGUCGAGUGUUUUUUAUACAGCGUUCUGCGGUGAAGAGGACACACACACACACACACACACACACACACAGAGGAAUAUGCAUUCAGAAAAGAUGUUUAAACAAAGGAGGACGUUCGAACAGAGAGUGGACGACGUGAGGCAGAUCCGAGAGCAGCAUCCCAACAAAAUCCCGGUGAUCAUUGAGAGGUACAAGGGCGAGAAGCAGCUUCCUGUUCUGGACAAAACCAAGUUUCUGGUUCCUGACCACGUGAACAUGAGCGAACUCAUCAAGAUCAUCAGGAGGCGUCUGCAGCUGAACUCGAACCAGGCCUUCUUCCUUCUGGUAAACGGCCACAGCAUGGUCUCCGUGUCCGCUGCCAUUUCCGAGGUGUACGAGCGUGAAAGGGACGAGGACGGCUUCCUCUACAUGGUCUACGCCUCUCAGGAGACGUUCGGAGCGGCGCAGUAAACCUCCUCGUUGGGUUUCGCUUUCGGACACUGAUACGAUCCCUCGCUCACGUCCUCCUCACUUCCUCCUUCCUCACACAGAAGCAGACGCCAGACACUUCGGGACCGAGACGGACGUCUCUCCCGUCCGUUCGGCCGAGAGCCGAUUUCAGAUUUUCGAUCUGUUUUUCUUCUCAUUGUAAAGGAGACGCUCCUUCUGUUCCUCGACACACUUCAGCUAGCGAUUAGCCUCCGAACCUCGGCUAGGCUACAGACACGUGUGUUUACUGUCAGCUUCAUCGGCCGCUUGCGUCACGGGUCCGAGUCUGUGUCUGAUCAGAUCUGAUUCUUUUUUUUGUUUGUGUUCAUUUUACAGUUUUACGGUAUAGACUUGUUGUGUGUGAGUGUUGUUGCUGAUCUAGUUGUAUAGCGCGAGCUCUGAGGUCAGGUUCAGCUCACCGUCUGUGUGAAGAAGCUUCACGUGGUUUUAUUUAACGUUUGGUUUUUAUUUGUUAUCGCGGCUCUCUGGUUCAAACUGAUCUCUUUACGGUGAUCUGCGUUUGGACGUCAUAUCGCCAUAUUUUACAGAAGAUUCAUCCGUUUUUACUGCUUUCUGAAAAGAGAAGGGAGCAACUGUGAUGAUAAACUACACACACACACACACACACACACACACACACACACACACACGGCUAGACCCGAUCGUUAGAGCUGCAUUGAUCUCGUACUGACGUAUCCUCUUACACAUUUUCACGAUUUAACAGUUCUGUGAUGUUUUCCUGGGCGGAGCCAAGAAGGUGAUGUGGCUUUAGGGGCGGAGCUUAACCCGGAAACUGUAAACAUUUUUUGGUUUAGAUUUAAUUUAAACAGGAAACGAACAGCGAAGUGAAUUUCACAACGUCAGCUUCGAGGUCAGAUUAACGAUCGACCGCUUCGUCAUCAUGACGUCUCACGUUACUGCUGGUUGCCUUGGUUACAGCGAAGCUUCCGGUCUCGGCCUCGUGACUUACACAAUGUCGUCGCCGCCGUACGCCGUUCUGUUACGGAGCAUCGACAUCUUCAGUUUGAGUGACGUUCGUUACGAUACUGUUGAUUUUUUUUACAUUUUAAUUAGUUUUAUCGUAUCGUGUGAUCUGAUGAUCCGUUAGAUCCGUGAUCCAGUUCCAUCGUAUCGUUCAGCCCCGGUAUCAGAUCCCAGCCUCGUCUCGUCCUGCUUCGUCGGAUGCUUCAGAUGACUAAAAAUAAAUCCAUAUGAGGGAAAAACAAUCAUCAUGUCAAAGAUUUAGCAAAAUAAUAAUAAUAAUAAAACAGGAGAAGCAGAUAAAGGAAAAGGAGUCGGUUUGUGUUUGGAACACAGCCGACAUCAUCGCGUUUCUUCUUGCACGCUUUUUAGACUUUUAUUAGAGCUUUAUUUACCUUUACAGAUGCAUCCUGUGUGUAUACGUGGCUGUGUGUACACAAGCGUACGACAAAAACACUUUAGAUGCCUUUUAUCUUGUACAUUUAACCUGAAUGUUUUUAUUUAAAAGAAAUGUUUCCUUGUUAAAAAAAAAAAAAAAAGUUCAUAUGCUGCUGUACUUCUGUGUAAGGAACAAAAACGAAAUAAACAGCUAUUUCUUUGAA
This is a messenger RNA of Tachysurus vachellii, 2155 nucleotides long. It is a transcript of the gene map1lc3b, whose product is annotated as microtubule-associated protein 1 light chain 3 beta. Gene Ontology annotation, molecular function: ubiquitin protein ligase binding. Gene Ontology annotation, biological process: macroautophagy; autophagy of mitochondrion; autophagosome assembly. NCBI's taxonomy places the organism in Eukaryota, Metazoa, Chordata, Actinopteri, Siluriformes, Bagridae. The record is from RefSeq and is a predicted model, not a curated record. Gene Ontology annotation, cellular component: cytosol; autophagosome membrane; autophagosome. The transcript is spliced from 4 exons. Bases 183 to 554 code for a protein of 123 amino acids.